This is a messenger RNA of Aspergillus ibericus CBS 121593, 1162 nucleotides long. Its product is annotated as CUE domain-containing protein. Bases 182 to 736 code for a protein of 184 amino acids. The transcript has 2 exons. Gene Ontology annotation, molecular function: ubiquitin binding. The record is from RefSeq and is a predicted model, not a curated record. NCBI's taxonomy places the organism in Eukaryota, Fungi, Ascomycota, Eurotiomycetes, Eurotiales, Aspergillaceae.
CCGCUUCCCCCAAUCUGCCGCGGCAUCCCCAUCAUAUUCACCCUCCAUUCAACCAACGCGCAGUCUGGUCUUCCAGCUAGCCUCUCGUUCACUCCACCAUCCUAUCCCAGUCGCGACUCUUCAUCCGAUCGACUCGCGUCAUCUACUCGUCACCUCCGCCCGUUAAUCCAACACCGUCACAAUGCCCGACGAAGAGCCGUCCCUGAAUAUCCCCUCUCUCCUCACCCUCGCCGUGGUGUCGUUCUUCGUGCUCCGCUGGUUCCUCGGCCGCGAUGAACCCAGCUCCGGAAGCGGGCGCAGUCGUGCGCGCGGCGUCGUCGACCCAGCUCAGGUAGAGCAGAUCUCCCAGAUGUUCCCUCAGCUCAGCGCCCGCGAGAUUAUGUGGGAUCUGCAGCGCAACGGGGGGAAUGUUGCGGCGACGACGGAGAGAAUCCUGACUGGUCGGGGGUUGGAAGUGCCGCCCCCGUCCUUCCAACCCCAGAUCGCCAUUCCCCCAACAGCUCCGGUGCAAUCCGCGCCCAGCCACACGACCUCCAAGGCUGACGGCCAGGACCUGAUCUCUCGCUACAACCUCCGCGCCAAGAUCGAUGCCGAGAACGCCGCCGAGCCGCAGGCCCCCUCGACGGGCUGGUCGCAGAGCAAGGAGGAGCGCCAGCGCUUGCUGCAGAAGCGGAGGGACGAGAUGAUUCUGGCGGCGCGCAGAAAGAUGAUGCAGAAGGAUCAAACCGUCGCUUAGUUGCAUGCUGGUUGGGUUCAGGGCUCGUCCCAGGGUGCUGACGACCGUUCUUUUCGUUCUGUAUUCAGUUUGGAUCCCUUUUCUCUCCUUCGGUUUUCUUUGCGGGAGAUGUUAUAUACCUCUUGUCGUCGGCGUUGGCAUGUGUAGGAUCCAAUCGAUGGCACUUCUUGCGUUUCUUGUUUUGUUGUUUUGUUGUUUCCUUGGAGAUUGUCACAAGGGUCCCCAUUGCUGUAUCUUCUUUCUUCAUCUCCUCUCUGUUUAAGCAAAGCGUCGCAUGCGGAUGGUGUUUGAUAGGUGGAAUGAAUGGACUACCUCUAGAAUGACCUUUACUGCCAACAAUCCAUCACUGAUAUAGGGUAUAUACAUCUGAACGAUCAUGUAUGCGCAUGUCAAUAUAUCCGUCCGAGAACUCCGUCCUGAAACAAC